GAAAAAGUGGGUCCUCUUACUUAUGGAAAGGAAAAUAUGCAAGAUAUUUUAUGAGGAAAUUGGAUAAGAUGGUGAAUUGUAUUUUAGUGGUGGAAAUGCAUUAGAUGGAUGAAUAAUAGUAUUUGUUUAGUUUUGGUCAGCUGGGGAUGGCAUCUUGUAUCUCAAAUUCUCUAUCAUUCCAAAGAUGGAAGACAAGCCCAUAUUGCUUAUUUGGUUGGAACAUAGGAAGAAAGAGAGUUGAUGAUAAACCUCAGAUUAAUUACCAUGAUAUUGAUCUCACUUUCUCAACUUCUUUGGUUAACAAAACAUUUUUGAAAGGUAAGGAACUAAAAUGCUGCUACAGAGCAACAAUUGAUGGAUUUAGUGCAACAAAUUUUCACCAAUGUUGUGACUUUAAAGGACCAUGUGUAAUAAUAGGCUACACAAACAACUCUUUCAAGUUUGGUGCAUUUAACCCUGAAGGAUAUAGAAGCACAGAUGAUUACUAUGAAACAUUUGAUGCUUUUCUAUUUUAUUGGAUAGAAAAUAAAACUGAUCCUAUUAUUUUGCCUAAGGUUGGUGGAAGUGGUGCAGCUUUGUUUGAUUAUGCUCGCGGCGGGCCGCAAUUUGGAGCUGAUGGGCUUCUUAUUGGGCCCCCAUUAGCUCCAGUUAUGGGUGGUUUUGCUGGGCCUGAUACUAAUUCUGGUGUUGGUGAUUUAAGACAAGCUAAGUCUAGAUUGGGAUUGUCUUAUGCUAAAAGGGAAGAUGGUAAGGAGUCUAUUUUUGGUGAUGAGUCUAGGGCAACUAUUGAAGAAGUUGAAGUGUUUUGUAGCCCCAAAAUUGCAAGCUUAUACUAGAACUUCUUAGAGGAGUUGAAACAUGAGCAAUCAAAUCUUAAUCUGAUAGUCCACAUCGUAAGGUAGCAUCAAAUGUGCGGUGUUUUACGUAUGUCUGUAAAGAGACUAUGUCUCCUCCACUACAUCAAUAACCACUUGGGCAUUUCCACUCGUCUUUCAAUAGAUAGGCCAAGAAAUAUUAUGUGAUGUGUACAUUUGUACUAUAAGUAGUUUUAUCCUUCGAGUAAGGCAUGCAUGUGUGUGUGAUCGAUGAUGGUUGAGAACAAUCCUUAACAUUUCGUAUUUGGAUUUGUUGCAGCCACGAAUUUACGCAGUCAGGACAUCAGUGUUCAUUGGAUCAAGACCAUAUUGUUGUAUAUAUCGCAAUAUAUAGUACUCAUUAUAUAUCAUGCAAUAAAAGGUAGUACUACUACUCAUUAUUUAUAA
Messenger RNA from Trifolium pratense (red clover), 1262 nucleotides. RefSeq lists its product as uncharacterized. The coding region runs from base 147 to 836 and encodes 229 amino acids. The record is from RefSeq and is a predicted model, not a curated record. Lineage: Eukaryota; Viridiplantae; Streptophyta; Magnoliopsida; Fabales; Fabaceae. The transcript has 3 exons.